UCCUCCUCAUCAACUCCCUGAUCCCCUCCCCUUGCCGGGGCCUUCAAAGACUUCCGGUGUCUCCAACUCCGGCGGAGGCUGCGAACCCUCAGGUUAUUCAUGAAACGAGGAAUCGGCGACCCUCUAAAGGGUCACAUAUGGCCUACCCUUGUGGUGGCCAUCGCCAUUCUCACGGUGAGUGACAAUGUAGCCGCCGUCUCUGGUGAACUGCCAUACGCUUAUGCCUCUCCACCACCUCCGUCGACGCCGCCUCCUCUGCCAUACUAUUACAAGUCACCACCACCACCACCUUACCAUUACAAGUCUCCACCUCCACCAUCCCCGACACCGCCACCACCUUACUACUACUAUAAGUCACCACCUCCUCCCUCACCAUCUCCGCUGCCACCCUACUACUACAAAUCCCCGCCACCUCCAUCUCUUUACCUAACGCCGCCGUACUACUACAAGUCUCCGCCACCAGCUUCUCCAUCCAAACCACCACCUUACUAUUAUAAGUUACCGCCACCUCCUCGUCCCUUGCCUCCACCGCCGUAUUAUUACAAGUCUCCACCGCCACCUUCUUCUUCUCCCCUGCCACCAUACUACUAUAAGUCCCCUCCUCCUCCUCCUCCCUCACAUCCAACACCUUACUAUUAUCAGUCUCCACCACCUCCCAAGAGGUAUCCAUCACCACCAUACUAUUACAAGUCUCCACCACCACCAGCGAAAUCUAGACUGCCACCCUACUACUAUAAGUCACCACCACCACCCGCUAAGUCUCCUCACCCGCCAUACUACUACGCGUCUCCACCACCACCAGUAAAGUCUCCUCCUUCACCAUACUACUAUAAAUCUCCGCCGCCACCUUACCACCAUGGGCUUGUCGUUAAGGUGGUCGGAAAGGUCUAUUGCUACAAAUGCUACAACUGGGAACAUCCAGUGGAGUCGUACCGCAAGAAGCCCUUGAAAGGCGCCGUGGUCAAGGUAACGUGCACGGCCGGCGACGAGGGAUUCGUGUCAUUCGGCCAAACAAGCAGCCAUGGUGUAUACGGCGUCGCUGUUGAAGGCUUCCCCUACUGGAAGCAUGGGGCCAAGGCCUGCAAGGUUGAGCUCCACGCUGCACCCAAGGGCUCUAUUUGCAAUGUGCCAACGGGAUCCAACGAGGGCACCAAGUUGAAGGUUUACUCCACCUCUCAUGAGGAGAUGGUCCUCAAGGCCAAGCCAUUGGCCUUUGCUCCCAAGAAGCCUUACAAGGAGUGCAAAAUUUACCACCACAACAAGCCACCAACACCCGUCUGCAAGCCUCCUUCCUCACCAUCCCCACCCAUUUACUACUACAAUUCGCCACCGCCACCAGUACCAUAUUACUACAGGUCUCCACCACCUCCGGCAAGGACGUUGCCACCAUACUAUUACAAGUCUCCGCCACCACCACCAAUACCAUAUUACUACAAGUCUCCACCACCUCCGGCAAGGACGUUGCCACCAUACUAUUACAAGUCUCCGCCACCACCACCAGUACCAUAUUACUACAAGUCUCCACCACCUCCGGCAAGGACGUUGCCACCAUACUAUUACAAGUCUCCGCCACCACCAGUGAAGUCUCCACGACCUCCUUACUACUACAAGUCCCCAGCUCCACCUCUAAAGUCACCACCAUCUCCCUACUACUACAAGUCCCCGCCCCCACCAGUGAAGUCUCCACUGCCACCAUACUAUUACAAGUCUCCACCCCCACCAGUGAAGUCGCCUCUACCACCAUAUUAUUAUAAGUCUCCACCUCCACCAAAGAAAUCUCUACCACCUUAUUAUUAUAGGUCUCCUCCCCCACCAUCACCAACUCCUCCUCCUUACUACUACAAGUCGCCACCUCCUCCGGUGAAGUCACCAUCUCCUUACUACUACAAGUCUCCACCACCACCGCCACCCUCACGUUCGGCCCGUGCUCCCUACUAUUACGGUUCACCACCUCCUCCUAAGAAGUCACCACCGGCUCCUUACUAUUACAAGUCUCCACCACCACCCUCUCCAUCUCCACAUCCUCCAUACUACUACCAAUCCCCACCACCACCCUCUCCUUCUCCAUUUCCUCCCUACUACUACAAGUCCCCACCUCCACCUGUAAAGUCUCCACUUCCUCCCUACUACUACAAGUCCCCACCUCCACCAUCUCCAUCUCCACUACCACCGUACUACUACAAGUCCCCGCCCCCACCGGUGAAGUCCCUUCCUGCUCCCUAUUACUACAAGUCCCCACCACCUCCAUCACCGUUCCCACCUCCUCCCUACUACUACAAGUCCCCACCACCACCAUCGCCUUCACCACCAGCUCCCUACUACUACAAGUCCCCACCUCCGCCAGUGAAGUCUCCUCCAUACUACUACAAAUUCCCACCACCUCCAUCCCCAUCUCCUCCACCUCCUUACUACUACAAGUUUCCACCACCUCCCUCACCAUCGCCUCCAUCUCCUUACUAUUACAAGUCUCCACCACCACCCUCGCCAUCUCCUCCUCCUCCCUACUACUACAAGUCACCACCUCGUCCAACAUCUCCUCCACCUCCGUACUUCUACAAGUCCCCACCCCCAUCAUCCCCUUCUCCCGCACCUCCCUACUACCACCAGUCCCCUCCUCCCCCCUCACCAUCCAAACUUCCUCCCUACCUCUACUCCUCCCCGCCACCACCAAUCCAUUACUAAGCACAAACCCAUAAAUGGCCUCUUCCCUUCUUCAUCCAAGUUCUUGGUUCAGUGAUAUAUGCGAGGGUCUUUCGAAGUUUGGGUGGUAUUGUUUUCGCCUUUUAGUGUCUCCUUAAAAAUGGACGUAUUCUUGUAUUUGUUGUAUGUAUAGGUCUGUAUUGGUCUACUGUUUCCCAGGCUACUAAAGCUUUUGCUACCGGAAAAUAAAACAAAGACCUUUCCUU
This is a messenger RNA of Elaeis guineensis (African oil palm), 2906 nucleotides long. The record is from RefSeq and is a predicted model, not a curated record. Lineage: Eukaryota; Viridiplantae; Streptophyta; Magnoliopsida; Arecales; Arecaceae.